AUGUUUAUCAACAUAGGUGAUAGUACGACCUUGACAACAACAGUUAAUCACGAGACCACUUUAAUGACAGCUUCUGAAAAUACUGUCAAGAAUCAAGCUACAACCGUUGGCAAAACUAUUAUGAAUUGGAACAGCACGACCAUGUCAUCCACAGAAAAACCCGAGAGCACAUUUAUUACAGCUUCUAACGGACAUACUUCUCAGAAUCAUCCUACAAGUGGAGGUGAAAGUACGACCUUGUCAUCAACAGAAACUCUCGAGACCACAUUUAUUACAUCUUCUAAUGAACAUACUGUUCAGAACCAAGCUACAAGUGAUGCCAUGUGUCCUUGCAGUUGUGAAUAUUUCGACAAAAUCGAAUACUGGAGUCAAGAAGCUAACCAAAUUAAACAGUACAACGAAUUGAGUCAGGAACUUGCCCAAAUCAAGAACAUAUUGAAGAUGGAAACCAAAAAUCUGACAGCUUAUCUUAAUACAAAGAAAAGCGUUGGUGAUCAGCGUCCGUCAUCCCGUGCCACAGGGUACGUGGGUGGUGUGAUUCUGGUUCUCAUACUUUGUUGCCUGGUUCUCCUGGACAUCCUCAAGUGUUCCCACUUAAAGAACAUGUAA
Molecule: messenger RNA, 609 nt
Organism: Magallana angulata
Lineage: Eukaryota; Metazoa; Mollusca; Bivalvia; Ostreida; Ostreidae
Exons: 4
Coding region: 1-609 (202 amino acids)
Source: RefSeq, a predicted model, not a curated record